UGACGGUUCGGGGCCACCCGUAUAAGUGGGACGUGCGGGAGUGUGGAAAUUAGUAUGGAGGCAUCCUUGCGGCCUCGGCGUUGCUGGACAUCUGUGGAGAAGCUGGCGGCCGGCUGCUGAGCUCUCGGCACUCGGAGUCCGCGGCGGCCGCAAGGCCAUGCUGGCUUGGCGCGUGGCGCGCGGCGCGUGGGGGCCCCUUCGCGUGGCCGGCCGGCCGCCGGGGGCGCGGCUCGGCAGGGGCGGCUCCCGCAGGGCCCUGCUGCCGCCCGCGGCCUGCUGCCUGGGCUGCCUGGCCGAGCGCUGGCGGCUGCGCCCGGCCGCGUUCGCCUUGCGGCUGCCCGGCGCCGGCCCGCGGAACCACUGCUCGGGCGCGGGGAAGGCGGCCCCGGAGUCCGCGGCCGGAGGAGGUGCUACCGCGCAGGCCCCGGGCGCCCGCUGGGUCCCGGCGAGCGCCGCCAGCCCGUAUGAAAAUCCAUGGACAAUCCCAAAUAUGCUGUCAAUGACAAGAAUUGGCUUGGCCCCCGUGUUGGGCUAUCUGAUCCUUGAAGAAGAUUUUAAUGUUGCACUAGGUGUUUUUGCUCUAGCUGGGCUAACGGAUUUGUUGGAUGGAUUUAUUGCUCGAAACUGGGCCAAUCAAAAAUCAGCUUUGGGAAGUGCUCUUGAUCCACUUGCUGAUAAAGUUCUUAUCAGCAUCUUAUAUGUUAGCUUGACCUAUGCAGAUCUUAUUCCAGUCCCACUCACUUACAUGAUAAUUUCAAGAGAUGUAAUGUUGAUCGCUGCGGUGUUUUAUGUCAGAUACCGAACUCUGCCAACGCCGCGAACACUAGCUAAGUACUUCAAUCCUUGCUAUGCUACUGCUAGGUUAAAACCCACAUUUAUCAGCAAGGUAAAUACAGCAGUCCAGUUAAUUUUGGUGGCAGCUUCUUUGGCAGCUCCAGUUUUCAAUUAUGCUGACAGCAUUUAUCUUCAGAUACUGUGGUGUUGUACAGCCUUCACUACAGCUGCGUCAGCAUACAGUUAUUAUCACUAUGGUCGGAAAACCGUUCAGGUGAUAAAGGGCAAAUGAGAGGCAUCCGGCUCCAGCAGCAAGGAAGCGACUUGCAUCAUCGGCAGCAGCGCCAGCGAAAGCUACAGGACUUUCCCCAUCUUGGUGUUCAGCUUGUGAAAGGACUUGUCAGGCAAACCAUGUCUCAAACCGAAGGAAUGUACGUCGAAAAUAAGCUCUAUCAUGGGCCUACACAGAAUUUCCAGUGUAUUUUUAAAUACAAAUAAAACUAUAAUGUAGAAUUUUUAA
Peromyscus eremicus (cactus mouse) is the source of this 1294-nucleotide messenger RNA. It is a transcript of the gene Crls1, whose product is annotated as cardiolipin synthase 1. Gene Ontology annotation, biological process: cardiolipin biosynthetic process. The coding region runs from base 158 to 1066 and encodes 302 amino acids. The record is from RefSeq and is a predicted model, not a curated record. Gene Ontology annotation, cellular component: mitochondrion; membrane. Lineage: Eukaryota; Metazoa; Chordata; Mammalia; Rodentia; Cricetidae. The transcript has 7 exons. Gene Ontology annotation, molecular function: cardiolipin synthase activity; CDP-diacylglycerol-glycerol-3-phosphate 3-phosphatidyltransferase activity.